UCCAUUGCCCUCUACCCUCCACCAUCUCUUCUCUCACUUCUCACUUUCUCAGCGCUGUGGCUCACUACCUUCCCCAACAUAAACUAGUGAAGAGCCUCCCAAACCACCUAGCAAAUACUCCCAACCAACCAAAAUUCGGAUGAAGAGAAAAGCUGCAUAAUUCUCAUAAACACACAGACAAAAUAAAAAGGAGACAAAGAUGGCUUAAAACUCCAAAAACCACCAUGAAAAAGAGCUUCUCUGGCCCCCGAGCUGCUGGCAUUUGGUGUCUCCUUUUUCGUAACCUCCUGGUGUUGUUCUCUUAUCCCAAAUCCCAAGGCGUCGAGGGAAUAGGAAGCUAGAAAGUUCAUCUGCAGCUUUGCUCAUGGCCUAGCUAGCUCAGGCCGUAGCUGAGCGCCCAUGGGUCAGGGAGUCUGAACCUUGCCCGCUCCUCCUUUCACUUCUCUCUCCUCGCUCGUGUUCCCGGCGUCUUACUGGUCUCUGGGGGACUGGAGAGUGAAGGUCUCCUUCGCAGCUGCUCUAGUAGUUCUUCAAUGGUGGGCGUAGGUGCUGGCUUGGGCUUGGGCAUGGAAGGUCCCAGCUGUGGUGCUCUGCUCAGGGAGCUUCAGCAAAUCUGGGCAGAGGUAGGAGAAAGUGAGGCCGAGAAGAACAAGGCGUUGCUGGACAUCGAAAGAGAAUGCUUGGAAGUCUACCGCAGGAAGGUGGACGAUGCCAAUCGGACUAGGGUCCAGUUGCACCAGUCAGUGGCUGCCAAAGAAGCUGAAGUUGCAUCUCUGAUGGCAACUCUGGGGGAGCACAAGCUGUACUUGAAGAAAGACAAGGGCGUUGUACCACUCAAGGAACAACUUGCGGCUGUCAUCCCAGUACUGGAGAACUUGAAAUGCAAGAAAGAGGAAAGGGUCAAGCAGUUCUCAGAUAUUAGAUCGCAGAUUGAGAAGAUCCGCUUUGAGUUAAGUGAACAUAACGAUCAGGGUGGUAAUGUGAGCAGUCUUGCUGCUGAGGAACAUGAUUUGUCAACAAGGAAGCUUAAUAGUUACCAAGCACAGCUUCGUGCCCUUCAGAAAGAUAAGUCUGAGCGUCUUCGCAAGGUUCUGGAGUAUAUAAAUGAAGUGCAUUCCUUAUGUGGAGUCCUUGGAAUUGAUUUUGGAAGUACUGUACAUGAAGUUCAUCCCAGUUUACAUCAGAAUGGUAUUGAGCAGUCAAGAAAUAUCAGUAAUAGCACACUAGAGGGCCUUGCUACUACAAUUUAUAAGCUAAAAGCAGAACGAAAGUCAAGAAUCCACAAGGUGAGAGAGACAAUGGAAUCAUUAUGUCAGCUUUGGAAACUUAUGGACUCUCCUGAAGAAGAAAAGAGACAAUUUAGUAAAGUAAUGAGCAUUCUCAUAUUACCUGAGGAGGGAAUCACAUCACCUGGAGUUCUCUCCAAGGACACAAUUGAUAAGAUGGAAGCUGAGGUUGAGAGGUUAACAAAACUAAAAACCAGCAGACUAAAGGAAAUUGUUAUGAAAAGGAGGGCAGAAUUAGAAGAGAUCUGCCAAAAUGCACAUAUAGAACCUGAUGUCAGCACAGCCCCUGAACAAACUGAUGCUUUGAUCGAUUCUGGCCUCAUCGACCCUUCUGAGCUCCUGGCGAAUAUUGAGUCACAAAUAUUAAAAGCGAAAGAAGAGUCUCUUAGCCGGAAAGAUAUAAUGGACAGGAUAAAUAAAUGGAUUGCUGCUUGUGAUGAAGAUGCUUGGCUUCAAGAAUAUAACCAGGACCCAAAGAGGUAUAGUGCUGGAAGGGGUGCUCAUAUAAACCUUAAACGGGCAGAAAAGGCACGGAUUUUGGUUAGAAAAAUCCCAAGUAUGGUGGACAACCUGAUAAACCGAACCUUUGCUUGGGAAAAUGCAAGAAAUAAACCCUUUCUCUAUGAUGGGGGGCGCCUAAUAUCUGUUCUUGAAGAGUACAGACUUCAUCGGCAGCAGAAAGAAGAGGAAAAUCGACGAUACCGGGAUCAGAAGAAGCUGGAGAGUAUCCUACUUGCAGAGAAAGAAGCCAUCUUUGGAUCUAAACCAAGCCCAAAGAGAACGAGCAGCUUAAGUAGGAAGACAAAUGGGUACCGGCCAAAUGGAAACACUAAUGGACUCAAGACUCCAACUCCUCGUCGAUCAUCUCUUGGCAGUGCUACUCCUGAGCUUUUGACGCCCAGAUCAUACUCUGGCCAUAAUAGAUACUUUGGCGAUUUAAGUCGCCUAUCGACUUCCCAUUUGAACUUUGGUGACGAUUCACUGUCAACAUUUACAUCCAUCAGUGGCUCUGAACCGGAAUCCCCCUCUAUUGGAUGAACACCAUACUGCUGGACGAUUGAAUGGUCUGAUUGACGAAGUAUUGAGUAUUGUAAAUGGGCACCAUAAUACGAAGUUCUUGCACUGGCAUGUACAUUCCUGAUGUCAUAUAUUUAGCUCGUAUUCGACUACUAAGUAUUUGAUAGGUUGACUUGGUUUGGGUUGGGUUGGGUGUGAAGUUGAUUUGUAUCAAGCUAUUGGCUUUGUAGAUUGACAAUUAGGCAAAAGAUGUAGGGAGUGAUUUGGAUUUGGGCAGUCAGCUGUAAUAUAUCAUAAGUUAUGUGAUUGGUUUGUGUGUGCAAAUUUGUACAGGUGCUAUGAAAAAAUGUGUGUGCAGAAUCUACUACUUCAGUA
Messenger RNA from Sorghum bicolor (sorghum), 2678 nucleotides. Its product is annotated as 65-kDa microtubule-associated protein 6. Gene Ontology annotation, cellular component: cytoplasm; spindle. Gene Ontology annotation, biological process: microtubule cytoskeleton organization. Gene Ontology annotation, molecular function: microtubule binding. NCBI's taxonomy places the organism in Eukaryota, Viridiplantae, Streptophyta, Magnoliopsida, Poales, Poaceae. The transcript is spliced from 12 exons. The record is from RefSeq and is a predicted model, not a curated record. The coding region runs from base 534 to 2324 and encodes 596 amino acids.